AUGGAGCCCGUGGCGGCGGAGGAAGGAGAGGACCCGCGGUGGAGACGGAGUAACACCGAUUGCGUCUCCUUCCUUGCUUCCCGCUUCACCUGCACCAAGGGGGCUAAUUGCGAGUUCCGGCACUGCGAGGGCGCGCGGUUCAACCAGAGCUGCUGGUACUGGUUUCGAGGCAGCUGCGUCAACCCGAGCUGCACUUUCCGCCACCCCAUCUAUUUUUUUGCCUUGCUGGACCUUAGCUUCUCAUUAGCUUUCUGGUUAUGUAAUUUUGUAUGGUGCUUGUUAUCUCACUACUUGGCAGAUCCACUUCUCUCAUAUGCUUCUGCUUCUAUCAAGGCAGCUAAUCCUUGUUAUUUCUACUACAACUCGUAUUGUAAGAAAGGUGACAAUUGUCCCUUCCUACAUGAGCCUAUAACUCGUAACGAUGUUGUUGGAAUUUCUUCUGGAGCUCUCACUUUUAAUCUUGCUAAAAAUAGCAAUCCUGCUGGAAAUGAGAUGAUUGAAUCAUCGAAAGAUACUCUUGCUAAUCCUUGCCAAGGAAGCCCUGACCGCACAAAGGACCACCAGUCAGGACUUCCAGCCUCAAGCAGUCCCAAACAUAAUGGACUUAUUCUCAAUGCACCUCAAACAACAGUUGAUACAGUGGGAUACAUGAAAAGCUCCACACUGUCUGAUCAGAGCUCAGGAGAUUCAGCGAUUGAACAUGCUGAACAAGAUACAUCACAUGAUUCCUCCCCUGGAUUUGAUGUUCUUGUGGAUGACGGACUUUCUAACAUGAUUGAUCUUGAGCAUUAA
Molecule: messenger RNA, 792 nt
Organism: Miscanthus lutarioriparius
Lineage: Eukaryota; Viridiplantae; Streptophyta; Magnoliopsida; Poales; Poaceae
Source: the annotation of a GenBank genome assembly